Messenger RNA from Heteronotia binoei (common prickly gecko), 1143 nucleotides. It is a transcript of the gene TPBGL, whose product is annotated as trophoblast glycoprotein like. Gene Ontology annotation, cellular component: plasma membrane. NCBI's taxonomy places the organism in Eukaryota, Metazoa, Chordata, Lepidosauria, Squamata, Gekkonidae. The record is from RefSeq and is a predicted model, not a curated record. Gene Ontology annotation, biological process: negative regulation of canonical Wnt signaling pathway. Gene Ontology annotation, molecular function: protein binding.
UGCCCCAGCGGGACUAGCAUGGCCCAGCGCCCGGCUGGCUGCCAUGGAGGCCGGCCGCUGAGCGCCAUCCUGGCGGGGCUGCUGUUGCUGCCGCUGCUGCAGGCGGGCCGGAGCUGCUCGACGCCCUGCUUCUGCUUCGCCACGCCGGACACCCUGCAGUGCCGCCUGGGCCGCCUGCUGGAGCCGCCCGCCGAGCUGCCCCCCGCCGCGCGCAACCUCUCCAUCGCCGGCGGCAACCUGACGGUCUUGCGCGCCGCCGCCUUCGCCGGGGGCUGGCUGGAAGGGCGCGAGGGGAAGGCGGCGGCGCGGCCCCUGGCCCACCUGACGCUGCUGGUGCUGACCCACGACGCCAUCGAGGCCUUGGAGGAGGCCGCCUUCGCCGGUUUGCCGGCCCUGGCCGCGCUGGACCUGAGCCACAACCGCCUGCGCGCCGUUGCACCGGGCGCCUUCGCCGGCUGUGCGCAAUUACGCACGCUGCGCCUCAACCAGGCCUUGAGGCGAGGGACGCGCGGGGGGCUCGGCGAGCUGCUGGACGGCGCCUUGGCCAACCUCAGCCUGGCGCGCCUGGAGCUGGCCGGCAACCGCUUGCGGGAGCUGCCCCCCGGGACGGCCCUCCCGCCGGGCCUGCGCCUCCUGGACGCGCGCAACAACUCGCUGCAGGCCCUGGCGGCCGAGCAGCUCGACGGCCUCGCCGCCCUGGGCCGCCCGCGCCUCCUGCUGGCCGCCAACCCGCUGCGCUGCGACUGCGCCUCCCUGCGGCCCUUGCUGGUGUGGCUGCGCAACGCCUCCGCCGACGACGACCGGGGCCUCCUGCACUGCGCCUCGCCGCGCCCCCUGAAGGGCUGGCCGCUCGGGCGUCUCCGGGCCUCGCAGCUGGGCUGCGGCGGCGGCGAGGGCGCCGAGCUGGGCCUGCCCGCCGACGACGCCUCCCUGAGGCCCCCCGAGACCGCCUCCUACGUCUUCUUCGGCAUCGUCCUCGCCCUCAUCGGCGUCGUCUUCCUCAUGGUGCUCUACCUCAACCGCAGGGGCAUCAAGCGCUGGCUCAACAACCUGCGGGACGCCUGCCGCGACCAGAUGGAAGGCUACCACUACCGCUACGAACAGGACUGCGACCCCAGGCGGGCCGGGACUGGGGGCCUCUGA